AGAAAGUUGUGACACCGACCGGGGACUCAGAUCCUGUCUCCGAUGACAAUCUGGCCUCGCGACGCCCCUUCUGCUGCUGCAAGAGCAGUAAGUGCUGCAGAGGAUCAUGAAAUGCUGGCGUGGACCUUUGCCAUCGCCUUGGCGUGUGGCUUCUGGUACCUUAUCAUCCUGGUCGUCCAAGUCAUAGGAUUUACCCAAUUGUACCGCUAUUACUCCUCCAAGCCGAAGCCCGCUGUGUCUCCGACGUUGAAGCUUGAAGACGUUCCACACAUAACGAUUCUUCGACCUGUCAAAGGACUCGAGCCACAGCUCUACGAAUGCCUUGCUGCAACAUUCCGACAAGAUUAUCCCUUGGAAAAGUUGACGAUAUACUUUUGUGUAGCAUCAUUCAGCGAUCCAGCGUUUCCUGUAUUACAGCGCCUGCUGGCAGACUUCCCAAGGUUCGACGUACAGAUAUUCGUUGAAGAAGAAGAUCCGAAUCUGACCGGGCAUGGAGAGGAAACACACAACCUGGGACCGAAUCCGAAGAUCCGGAAUAUGAGUCGAGGGUAUCGAGAAGCUAAAGGAGAUAUCUGUUGGAUCCUUGACUGUAAUGUCUGGGUUGGAAAGGGAGUCGCUGGACGGAUGGUGGACAAGCUCUGCGGAUUCGAGGCACGCGGGACCAAAGCUAUUCCCUACAAAUUUGUCCACCAACUGCCCCUCGUUGUGGACAGUGUAGGGGCAAGCGUAGGAGAAGAAGCCAGGGGACUUCUCAGAGACCACCAUGAAAGCCAGCACGUCUCAUCCACCAACUCAGCAGCAUACGAUGUCCUCUCCCUACCCAAGAACGAGUCAACAUCUGGUACAAUGCUGCGAACCGGCGGCGGUCGUCUCGAAGAAAUGUUUAUGGCCUCUUCCCACGCAAAAUUUUACACCGCAAUAAACACUGUUUCCAUUGCUCCCUGCAUAGUCGGCAAGUCAACCAUGUUCAGGCGAUCCCACCUCAACUACCUGACUUCAGGAGCCUCUCCCUACUGCCCCGGCAUUGACUUCUUCUCCGAGAAUAUUUGCGAGGACCAUCUUAUCGGCGACCUCCUCUGGAGAAAGAAAGUAGGCGAAGAGAAAGCGGGCCAAAAGUUCUACAAGCACGGCUUAGUAUUCGGAGAUCUGGCAAUCCAACCCAUGGCAGGAAUGUCAGUACGAGAGUACAUCGCUCGCCGCGUUCGUUGGCUAAGAGUACGGAAAUGGACCGUCACGCUUGCCACUCUUGUAGAGCCAGGGGUUGAGCCUCUUCUCUGUUCAGCGUAUGGGGCAUUUGCAGUCACCACUCUGCCUUGGUUCCAUUCCGUUUUUGAGAUUCCGCAGACCUGGCAUACAUUUACCGUUUUCUGGCUGAUCAGCGUGAUGGCUUGGAUGAGCAUGGAUACCCUUUUGUAUGCAAAACUUCACUCCGGAGCGUCAGUGGAGCUAGACGAUGACACUCCAUCCUUCACUCGACCUCUGGGACACUCGCGACGACCGUUUAAAGAAUGGUUCGCCGCCUGGGUCGGGAGGGAGUUCCUCGCUUGGCCGAUCUGGGCUUGGGCUUGUCUUGGUGGCACGACGGUGAUGUGGAGGGGCAAGAAGUUUAGAGUCGGGUUGGAUAUGAAAGUUGUUGAGAUCAAGGAUAGGGGUAAGGCUGGCGGUUCUACGCCUGAGUUGGAGAGAGCGAGGUCGAGGAGUAAGGAUAGACAGGAUUGAGACGUAGAGACGAUACGAUAGCUACGUAAUACCUAAUGUUAUGCCCUCAGCUGCCUGUCUCCUGCGUACUUUGAUCUCCAAUGCGAGUUGCGGUGCCACUUUUCCAAUUAUUGCCCUGCUAUUUUACUCUUUUUCAUCCUGAAGUCAUAUUGACCUCAUAUUUCAACACUUCUUCAAGUGAAGAACACGUGUUUCUUUAAUCAAUGAUGCAGCCUUUGAUACCUUCGACUUGGCUCGUUUGUUGUGCAUGAUUCGUAAUUUCAAGUAAUCUGAGACGAGUUGGGUUGUGAUCAAAUGGGGGGAAUGAGUGAGGGGAGGAUUAAAGGGAGACGACGACCCGCGGUAUUUCGGUUACGAGCCGGCUCCCACUAGUCUGUGC
Molecule: messenger RNA, 2098 nt
Organism: Hyaloscypha bicolor E
Lineage: Eukaryota; Fungi; Ascomycota; Leotiomycetes; Helotiales; Hyaloscyphaceae
Product: glycosyltransferase family 21 protein
Exons: 2
Coding region: 112-1719 (535 amino acids)
Biological process (GO): glucosylceramide biosynthetic process
Cellular component (GO): membrane
Molecular function (GO): ceramide glucosyltransferase activity
Source: RefSeq, a predicted model, not a curated record